GUAAAACCAGACUGCACUGCCAGUUUGACCGGGGGGACCGUGUUCUAGACGAGUCAGGGAUUAAAGAAACAUUGCAUUAAUACAGACUGCACUGGAUAAUCGUCUGAGCAUUGACGGGAGUGGCACAAGUGGAAUUUGACGGAAGAACAAAAGUCUACUUGUGCACUAGUUUGGUAGAUUCAGAUUGCUUCUCUUCCUUCUACUUAUUCUUCUUCUCCAUCUCGGUCUCUGUGUCGGUCGGCUAAAUGGCGUACGCUGCUUACUGGAAUGUGAUGUCUCAGCCUAAACAGUCCGCUUCCACCCCGUCAGUCCCGGCCUCUACUGUGAAACCUGCACAAUAUGAGAAAGGGACUGCAUCAUCAUCAUCAUCCACUGCAGGUGCGGCUGCAAAGCUUGAAACCUCUACCACUGCCACUACACGUUCUACAUCCACUGCAGCUACAAGCUCAAUGACCAAUGUAGGGGCUUCAACAGGAGCUAAAGUCAGUGGAGGAGUUACCACCACCACCGGAUCUUCUAAAGUCACACCGAAGGCCCCACCCGUGUCUCCUGCCAAAGCUCCACCUGUGAGUACUGGAACAAUGGGUGCAGUAGGUGGAGCAGGAAAACCUUCUACAGAACUGGUUAAGCCCACAGACACCUCUAAAGUCCAGAGCACUGCAGUUUCAUCAUCCAAACCAGAACUUUCUAAGGUUACCUCAUCAGUAACCAAGCCCACUGCCACCACUGUUGUUUCUGGAACCACUGGCCAAAAGGAUGAUGUUAAGUCAAAAGAAGCAAAGGUGAAGUCAGAGGUUUCUGCAAAAGCUAGCACUCCGGCGCCUGCUGUAGAUCCACUUGAUGCUUUGGCUGGCAGCUUGCCAUCCUCAAAGCCUUCCAAAAGUCCUCAGUUUACUGGGCCUGAAGUCACAGAGCCUCACCUAACCUCAGAUGUGGCUUCACGUUGUGGAGAAAGAGAUGACACACUACCACCUGGAUACAGAUUGAAAGACAUGGAAAAGAAGAUGCCUGCGGGACAACCUGAGAAGCCCAAAGAAGUUUCCAAACCUGUGACACUGGAUGAGGCUGUGGACUCUCUCUCCGCUGGAUUUGUAUCAUCUCCACCACCAGGAGCAUCCAAACCAGAAGUGAAACAUGAAAAUGUGGUUGCUGCCGACACCCGUAAAAACUACGCCCCGCCUCCACCUGCUCAAAAAAAACAAGACGUUUCCGUGCCUACGAGUCUGUCUCCUGCUCCUCCUGCUGACAAGAAACCAAAGAUAGAGAAACCCGCUAAAGACUCGGCGACUGCAGCCGCUCAGGAUGUCAAAGCAAAGGCUGAGGAAAAAAAGGUUUCUGCAGAUAAGCUGCAGCAAGGCCCAAAGACUGUUCCCAUGUCUUCAGACCCUUUUGACGCUCUAAGCAACACGUUACCUGAAGCGAAACCAGUUCCUGAGCCCAAAAAACUCAGACCUGAGGAAAUUGUCGAUGAGAAGAAGCUGAAGUCAGAGAAAGGUGUGCGUGUGGGUGAGAGAGAGGACUCGCUGCCACCCGAGUACAGGCACAAGCCAGACAAAGACAUGAAGCAGCCUCCUCCUCCUCCACCAAAACAGCCCUCCAUGGACGCGACUGAGGCUUUGGAUAUCCUGUCUGGAGAUUUCACUGAUGCCACGGUAGCUCCUGCUGUCCAGAGCCCUGUUCCUCCUAAAGCCCAAGCCAAACAGCCCAAAGUGGAGGAUCUUUCAGCUCUUGAUGCCCUGGCAGGUGAUUUUGUAGCUCCAGCCAAAGGCCAAAAGGUUUGUUCUGGUGCACCUCCUGCCCCAACAUCAACUACUAAAAGCACACCACCCACCUCUGAACAGGUUGACCCCAUGGCUCUGGAUGCUCUUGACACUCUGGGAGACCUGUUACCUAAAGCAAAACCCGUUCCCGAGUCCCCAAAACUCAGACCUGAUCAAAUAGUUGAAGAGGCUAAGCUUAAAUCAGAGAAAGGUGUGCGUGUGGGUGAGAGAGACGACACACUGCCUCCAGAUUACAGAUUCCCUAAGACAGACCCCAAAACACAACCUCCACCCCCAAAGAAAGAGCCAUCCAUGGACCCUACUGAAGCUCUGGAUAUCCUUUCUGGAGAUUUCACAUGCUCACAAGCGGCUCCUGUGGUCCAGGCCUGUGUUCGUCCUUCGGCUCCUCCAGCAAGCGCCUCAAUAGAUUUUGAUCUUGAGGAGCUUUCCGGUGAUUUUGUGGCUCCCAAAAGUGCAUCUAAAGUCUGUUCUGCUGCUACUACCACUGACAAACAGGCAGACCCCAUGGCUCUGGAUGCCCUCGACGCUCUGGGAGACACACUUCCCGAAGCAAAACCGACUCCUUUGUCCCCAAUACUGAGACCUGAGGAAAUUGUUAAUGAGGCUAAGCUUAAAUCAGAGAAAGGUGUGCGUGUGGGUGAGAGAGACGACACACUGCCUCCAGAUUACAGAUUCCCUAAGACAGACCCCAAAACACAACCUCCACCCCCAAAGAAAGAGCCAUCUAUGGACCCUACUGAAGCUCUGGAUAUCCUUUCUGGAGAUUUCACAUGCUCACAAGCGGCUCCUGUGGUCCAGGCCUGUGUUCGUCCUUCGGCUCCUCCAGCAAGCAGCUCAGCAGACUUUGACCUCGAGGAACUUGCGGAUGAUUUCGUUGCUCCCACCAGUGCGUCGAAAGUCUGUUCUGCUUCGUCAGCUCCCACUGCUAUGGACAGACAGCUGUCGGAUGGUAGCUCAUCAGCCAUGGACGCUCUCUCAGACACUCUGAAAGACAUUCGUCCAGCACCUGAGCCAGCACCCGUGUCUCCUAAAGAUGUCGUUAAGGAGAAGGACGUGGUGGAGGAAAGGCUGCGUAAACCUGGCGAGAGAGACGACUCACUUCCUCCUGAGUUCCGGCCCACGGAGGCAGCUAUCAAGGCUGCAGCAGAAGCCAAAGGCAAAGCAGCAGCUAAGCAGCCCUCAUUCGACGACGCCGCAGCCCUCGACGCUCUGUCCAGUGAAUUUGUUUCUGUUGUCCCCGGGACCUCACCUGCUCCUCAGUGUCAGGCUCCUUCUGUAAACACAUCCUCCAGCCAGAAGAAACCAGGUCCUGUAAUGGACCAACUGGCUUCUACGCUGCUACCAGCAGAUUUCCCUUCCACCAAGCAAAGCGACAGCAAACCGAAGGGUAAGGGUAGAAAGUCAAAAUCUGCAUCAAAGAAACCUGCACCUGCCGACGCCCCAGCCGUGGAAACGCUCCCUGCCAAGCCAAGCUCAGACGUCGUGUCCACGUCCACCACAAAGAAAGGCGGGAAGAGCUAGACGUCACACACAAGUGGCUGCCAACCCAAAGCGGUAAAGAGACGGCAAUCCAAGAAGCUGCCCGAACGAAUACAUGCUAUACAUAUUAUAUAUUGCAAUGGUAGAAAGGUGUACAGAACUUUAACUGCAAAAACACAUCCAACACAGACACUUUUUAAAACACCAGCAGUCCGUGUGUAAAAAAAAAAAAAAAAAAAAAAUUAUAAUAAUAUAAAGAAAAAAAAUCUGGGAUCAGUGCAUGGAUAAUGAUGAUGAUGAUUAUUAUUAUUAUUAUCAUUAUUAUUAUUAUUAAAAAAGCAGAAAUAACCCCCAGAAUGAAACCCCAUAUGUCCAUUAGCGCAAUGCUGAUUGGAUUUAAAGCAAAUAUAAUAAGAAAGGCAAUUAUUUUCCUUUUCGGAUAAAUGGAAGGACGCUGUUGUGCCUUAGUUGCUGUUACAGUUUAACAUCUCUUUAAGGAUUAGGUAUAGUGUAAUGCAUGGUUAUUUUUAUUUUAUUUUAUUUUUUUUUUUGGUUUGAUCUGGGGAAUUUCUUUAUAGUAAUGAGUUAUAUUGCCACUCCUUUAUAAACACUAGUGUACAGCACGUCCACUUUGGUUUACUUUGUCUAGUUUACAGUAUAGAGUUAUGAUGUACUUUUAUGAUUAUAUUAUUUACAUGAUAUUUGUGCAUAAGGGUAUCUUCCUGUGUGUCUUUAGUCAGGCUGACUGUCUUUUUUUUUUUUUAUACAUAAUGUAGGAGGUCUGAAAGCGAUUACCGGCAAGCCUUAGAAGACAGAUAAACUUCCUUUAAGCAUCAUGUGAAGCUGUUAUGUGGUUCAGCGAAUGAUUGAAACACCACCUUAACUUGUCCUGUAGAGAAGACGCACCACCACGUCUUAAUUACAGCUCAAGUAGGAUGUGGCAGACCAAGUAGAGAUCUUUGUUUCGUUUUGAACUAACAGCUCUUGCACUUCUAAUAAACAGCUCGCACUAGUGUGCGUUACGUUCACCUGUCCAUUAAGACACCCUUUUUUGUUUUCUGCACAUGACAUACAGCUUUAGUCUCGAUGAGUCGAAAAGAAACAUGCACUCUUGUUUUAGUGCCUUUAGUUUUGGUUCACUACGUCUUCCUGUUGUGGUGAUCUCACAAUACUGUGCCUUUCUGCUGAAGCUCAUUUUUAACCCAGGGACAGAGAUGUGGAGGGGAGAUUUUUUUUUUUCGGGUUAAUUAAUAAAAAAGAGAUUUAAAAUGUU
Molecule: messenger RNA, 4533 nt
Organism: Tachysurus vachellii
Lineage: Eukaryota; Metazoa; Chordata; Actinopteri; Siluriformes; Bagridae
Gene: cast
Product: calpastatin
Exons: 35
Coding region: 246-3302 (1018 amino acids)
Cellular component (GO): cytoplasm
Molecular function (GO): calcium-dependent cysteine-type endopeptidase inhibitor activity
Source: RefSeq, a predicted model, not a curated record